AAAAUAUAGACUGUUUACCGUUACACACACCAAAUUAUCCAGCACGUACAGAAAUGGUUGCCGACUUGAACUCCAACCCGGAAAUUCUCUUGAAAAAGAGAAAGAAUGCCGACAGAAAGAGAAUUGAAAAGCAGGAAGCUGCCAGACAGAGACAGGAAGAGGCGAGACGCAAGAGAAACCAGAAGAAGGAGAGAUUUGUUAGAGCUGAGACCUUGGUCUCCAACCACAGAACCGCGGAGAUUGAAAAGUUGAGAAUCCAGCACUUGGUCAAGAACGAAAAGAUCACAAAGCAGAUAUCUGCCGCCAAGGAGAUCGAGGGGGACUUCCCAGCCAAGUUGCUCUUCAUCAUCAGAGUCCCACCUCACAAGAAGGGGAUCAAGAUCCCGUCCAAGUCCCAGAAGGUUUUGUCUUUAUUGAGAUUGACCAAGGCCAACACCGGUGUCUUUAUCAAGUUGACUCCAACCGUAUUACCGUUGCUUAAGUUGAUCCACCCGUACGUCGUCUGUGGCAAGCCAUCCUUGGCCUCCGUCAGACAGUUGUUCCAGAAGAGAGCUUCCAUCAACGUUAGAGAUGAGGAGACCCAAGCCGUCAAGGUCACCAAGUUGAACAACAAUGCUGUCGUCGAAGAGGAGUUGGGCGAGUUGGGUUUCAUCUGUAUCGAAGAUUUGAUUCACGAGGUUAUCGCCAUGGGUGACAACUUCAAGCAGGUCACCUUCUGGUUGAACCCAUUCAAGUUGAACUACCCAAUCUCUGGAUACGGUCCAUUGGCCAAGUUGCAGAAGCUCGAGUAUGCCUCGGAGAACGAGAGAAAGAUCUCCAUUGCCGGUAACACCCCAUUGACCGAAAUCAACAUUGACAAGUUCAUCGAAGGCCAAAACUAAGCCACAGCUCUGUUUGCGCUUGGAUUGUAUUUUUAGAAGUUAUCAUGUAUAUGAAUAAUACUGUUUUGUGUAUAGCCC
Babjeviella inositovora NRRL Y-12698 is the source of this 959-nucleotide messenger RNA. RefSeq names its product Rpl7p (gene RPL7). Gene Ontology annotation, molecular function: structural constituent of ribosome; RNA binding. The coding region runs from base 54 to 881 and encodes 275 amino acids. The record is from RefSeq and is a predicted model, not a curated record. The transcript has a single exon. Gene Ontology annotation, cellular component: cytosolic large ribosomal subunit. Gene Ontology annotation, biological process: maturation of LSU-rRNA from tricistronic rRNA transcript (SSU-rRNA, 5.8S rRNA, LSU-rRNA). Lineage: Eukaryota; Fungi; Ascomycota; Pichiomycetes; Serinales.